GCAAAUUAGACUUUUCCCAAUGGACUGAACUUGACUAGACUCGACUUAUUCGCGGGUUCCGGCCAACACGUCGGGGUGUCGGGUUGGAAUACGCGGAAAGCUCGCUGUCGCUCAGCCCCCACGUGAUGGCAUGGCACAUUUCUCUUUGCAGUCUCUUCAUGGUGAUGGGUGUUCCUGGGAAGUGGAAAAGGGGACCAAAGUUCUUUCAUCUGACAUAAACAAUUGUUUGCAAUCUGACUUCCCGCGAUUUGUGAGGCGCCUCUGCAUUGUACAGUCGCGACAGCUCGACUGCCCUCCGUGAGCAGACGCAGACUGAGUGCUGAGAGCGCAAUCUCACCAAUCUCACGCCCGACUCACUCACCGGCCUCCCGCUCACCUUUUGAUGAGGCCGUUCCGCGACAUCCGACACCGCAGCAACCGCCAGGAAGAGCCCCAUCAUCAUCACCCUCACAAUCUCCGUCAACAAUGACCGAGCCCUCGCCCGCCGACAAUGGCGGUAUCGUAGGCCGCGUCCGGGGCGCGUCCAUCUCCAUCAUAAACGCGAACCCGCAAUUGGGCAUGUGGCAGGCCGCCGGCACAGCAAUCGCCCAGGCGCCGAACCUCACCGAGCUCCGCGACCCCGAAUCCGGCGGCGACAACAUCGCCUUCACUGCGCAGGGCCACUCGGCGCGCUACGCCGUCCAGGAACCCCACGGCGACCUUGCGCUCAUCCGAUCUAACACGGGCCGGCGCGCGUCUACGUUUUCUAUUAAUGGACAGUCUGCCGGUGGGAGAAAUGUAUUUAACAAUAAGUCGGAAAACAUUAGGGAAACGGAUGAACCUGCUGUGCUGAACGAGACUUCGGACGAAGCACGGCCGGGAACGCAUGAUGAGAGUCUUCUGCCCAGCGAGGGUCAACAGUUCCAGCGACGACAAAGUUUGUAUCAAAAGCAUGCUGCAGAGGAGAAGGCGCCGUGGAAGACGACAAUCGCCAAUGGAUUGAAGGCUUUCUGGAAGUUCUUCCUCACACCAUCAGGGUUCAUCAUCACCAUCUACUGUCUCAACAUUGUCGCUUGGGGAGCCAUGCUCUUCUUCCUCCUCCUCAAAGCCGCUCCAGCAAUGAACUACCCGACCGCCGACGACGACAACUCACCCCGCAAGAAGUGGCUCGAAAUCUCCAGUCAGAUCCUCAACGCCCUUUUCUGCGUAACGGGCUUCGGUCUCGCGCCCUGGCGCUUCCGCGAUCUGUACUGGUACAUCCGGGCCGUCAACUUCAAGAACCAGGCGGCGAUGCUCAAGCUCGCGGCGCAGAACAGGAGUUGGUUCCGGCCGCCUGCGUGGGCUCUCCAGGGUGAGAAGGCACCUGAGACGUUUACUGGACAGGUCGCGCCGCCAACACCGCUGUGGAAGUUGGGGUUCACGAUCUGGAUGAUGGUUUGGAAUACGUUCUUGCAGGCUGUGCUGUGUUAUUUCAUGUGGGGAUACAACCGACUCGACCGACCUUCCUGGGCUACUGGCACCUUCAUCGGCUUGGGAUGCGGUGUCGCUAUGCUUGCCGGUCUCAUGUCAUGGUGGGAAGGCCGGAAGGUGAAGCAGAUUGAAGGUCCAGAGGUCAAGGUCGUUGAGGGAGAGGUGUAAUUAUGUAAUUUGAAAUGUACUACUGUCUGAAAUAGACAUAUAGAGGUCGUGGGAGGUAAACUUGGUCUUGGUUUUAGAGCGAUUUGAGUUGCAUGGGGCUGCUCAUGACUAUGAUAGAUAUGACAUGCAAAACCAAUACGCACACCAGAAGUCUCGCAU
Colletotrichum godetiae is the source of this 1776-nucleotide messenger RNA. RefSeq lists its product as uncharacterized. Bases 466 to 1617 code for a protein of 383 amino acids. The record is from RefSeq and is a predicted model, not a curated record. NCBI's taxonomy places the organism in Eukaryota, Fungi, Ascomycota, Sordariomycetes, Glomerellales, Glomerellaceae. The transcript is spliced from 4 exons.